GAUCCCGCCGCGAUCCUGCCGCGCCCCUGCGCGCCCGCGGCCGGAGCAGCGGGGACAGCGGAACAGCAUGGUGGUGCGGCCGCUGCUGCGCGCCGUCAUCAUGGGGCCGCCGGGCUCCGGGAAAGGCACCAUCUCCGCUCGGAUUAUCAAGCACUUCGGCGUGAAGCAUCUCUCCAGCGGCGACCUGCUGAGGGACAACAUGCAGAAGAAGACAGGUCUAGCUUGGCCUCUGGCCUCAGCUGAGAUACCACAGUCCCUCUCUCUGGUGGAUUUUUGCAAUAUGGAAGGUUCCCUCCUGACUUCCACAUCUGCUUUUCUAUAUGGUGGGGUGAAAAGCCUUGUAAGAACCAUCUCAGGCUGUACAACUUCAAGCUGUAGAAUAUUCCAUUCACUUGUACCACAGAGCACCAGAAUCAUGAUAAAGGUUGUGCGAGAAGAGGAAAUUCCAAGUGGAAAUAUCAUAUUGCUUGAAUUGAGCUGGGAGCCUGAAGUGAUGCAGAGAAGUGAUUAUGCAAAGAAUUCUAGGUGGGUUGGACAGAGGAAGGAGAGCAAACAUGUGAAAUGGAAGUUUAGCAGAGACAUUAAAAACCAGAAUAUAAGGAAAGAAGUCAGCGGACAGCUUAAGAGGUGAAGUUUGCUCUAAAUUAGCUACAGCAGAAUUUACCAGAAUCUGCUACAGAGUUUAUCAUUCACUAGUAAACCUAGAUGAAACUCUAUUGCAAUUUCAUUGAAAGUCAGUCACUAGUUUCAGAAAUGGUUCCAGAGGGUUGACAUGAAGUGUGAGGUAGGAGGACUAGGUAGUACACUGAAAAUAGGAGACCAACUGAGAGGCAACUCAGACAGCCUAGACAAAUGCAGUCAAGGCAAAGAUCCAUGAGUUUUGACAACAACAGAAGAGUCCUGCAAUUUCUAGUUCUUUGGGAAAGGAGUUACACUAAGAUGGGCAGUUAAAGCCCUUGGAAAAUUAGAUAUAGCUAAUAGUAGUUUUAUGGUGCAGAUUUUCUAUUUGCUGUCUUGUGAAAAUGGACAUUGUUGAAAAGUCCUGUUGAAGAUGAGUGUUCUUAUCAUUCUGCAGUUAUUAUCAUGUUCUUUUGGACAGUGGAGAGUCUGUGACCACUUCUCUAAUGCUAAGGUAAUUAUUGUCUGGUUAUGGCUAGAGCUUGACUGCUGUAAUGUGGUUAGAACCUGCUGAUCCUUUGUAAAGCCAUGGAACAUGGAUACCUGUCAUCACCUACAAAGAAAAGAAACCUGUGUUACCUGUAAUUCUGAAGAUUGCCAUGCCUUUAUGGUUUCAGAUCCAACCUGUAAAAAACCCUAAACCAAAUAAAACCUACAAAACCCCAUGAAAUCCCACUCCCAAUAGCAGGAGUGGGGAGGGGGAACCUGCUCUGAGCUAGUGCAUAUAGAUGACUAUUUGGGUAUGGUUCUGCCUAUUUUUUCCCCUCUGUAAUAGCGACUUUCUAAAUUAUCUGAGUUCGUAAAGGGAGGCAAAAGGCAGUGUUUUUCAAGCUCUGUUGGUCUAAUAAUGGCUUGCCAUAUUCUAAACAUUUCUGGGCCCAAAAACUCAUGAAUCUUUCUAAAGUAAGUUAGAAUUGCUCCCUGUGAACCUUGUCUUGCAAAUAUUUUUAGAUUCUUGUGGCUAGAGCAAUGCUGCAACAUAAAUCAGUAGCAGAGCCAAGCAUCAAGUACACAUUAAACUAUCUAGACAUGAUUUAUUUCUUCUCUCAACCCACUUUUUCAGGGUACAUGGUUCAAAGCACACCAGAAUAAUAAAAAAAGAUAUGAAGAAGGGAGGUAGGGAAGAGACACUUUGUACACAGACAGACAGUCAUCUUCUUUCCAGUUUGUGAUGUGCUGGAGGACUCAGGCACCACAGUCUGACUCUUUUCCAUAUAGUGAGCACGUUUUGAAGUCUGGACAAAGUGCACAGUGCCUAUUUCUAAAUGGUCUUUGUACUUUUCAAAGCCUGACUACAGAUGUGAACAGCCAGGAAGGGAAAAUUGUUCUUUUAUUUUUUUUUUCUCAUCACCAAAUGCAAAUCCUAUUUGCAUUAUUUGGGGUAUGUACUGCUUUUCAGUUGCCUCACCUGAAGAAGGGCCUCUGUCCUGUUGUACAUUUCAUCCACUGAGUGAUGGGUCUGGCUUUCUGCUGACAGUGGUCAUAUCUGCCUGGGUAUCUCCAUCCAUCUCAUUCUCUCUUUAGUUUUCUGUAACUAGACCUUAACUGGUUGCAAGUAAAGGCUUCUGCAGACCCACAAUAAAACCAGUCUAGCUGCAAUUCUGGGUUAUGUAACAGAAUUGGGUAAUUGCUUUAUAAAUUAAAGAUAUGGCAACUUUGUGCCUAGGACGCAACCCAGGCAACUGAGUUUCUUCCAGGCUAUAUGCAUGAUUUGGGUGAACUACAGCAUGCUACUGCCUGCCAUGUAGGAGCAUAGUGUGAUAGCUGGAACGACAAUGCGUGGAUGGGAUUUUAGUGAGCCAGUGCGAUAAAUGACUGGUACUAAAUGUUAGUCAGUUCCAUGGGAAAAUACUAGUGUCUGUAUACUCCCAUAAAUAGUGUAUACUAUCUAUAAACACCCUCUUGCCACUCUAGUAAUCAUAAAAAUACAUAUCUGGCAAGCAUGUCCCACUGCAUACUGUCAAAGGCAUUUAUGUUUGUAAUGAAGCCUAAGUGUAAGUUAAUAACUGGCCACUAAGCUAAGAAAAUAAACUUUUUUUUCAGGAAGUCUGAAGGCUCAUAUCUUAAUAAACUUGUUUCCUUUCUAUUUUUUAUUUUGAAGACUCUUGGUUAACGGCCUCUCCUCACUUUAGUUUUUAGAACUUCAUAUUUCAAAUACAUACUAGUAAAUUUACUCAGAGGGUGUGUGUUUUG
Messenger RNA from Melospiza melodia melodia, 2871 nucleotides. RefSeq names its product adenylate kinase 3 (gene AK3). NCBI's taxonomy places the organism in Eukaryota, Metazoa, Chordata, Aves, Passeriformes, Passerellidae. Gene Ontology annotation, cellular component: mitochondrion; cytoplasm. The coding region runs from base 68 to 631 and encodes 187 amino acids. The record is from RefSeq and is a predicted model, not a curated record. Gene Ontology annotation, molecular function: ATP binding; AMP kinase activity. The transcript has 3 exons. Gene Ontology annotation, biological process: nucleobase-containing compound metabolic process.